Messenger RNA from Cygnus olor (mute swan), 603 nucleotides. Its product is annotated as SPARC-like. Gene Ontology annotation, biological process: anatomical structure development. The record is from RefSeq and is a predicted model, not a curated record. Gene Ontology annotation, molecular function: calcium ion binding; collagen binding; protein binding. Lineage: Eukaryota; Metazoa; Chordata; Aves; Anseriformes; Anatidae.
AUGGAAAGAUUCAACAAUCAAGUUCAUAAUGAGAAGCUAAACUUUAUCCUUAACAGUGGAGAUACACCCUUCAUAAAACGACAGAGGUCACUGAAGAUCCUGCCACAGAGGGCAAACCCCAUCCAGGUGGACGUAGGAGAGUUUGAGGAACCCACAGAGGAUAUAGAGGAGAUCAUCACAGAAAACCCCUGCCAAAGCCACCACUGCAAGCACAGCAAGGUGUGAAAGCUAGAUGACAACAACUCAACCAUGUGCAUGUAUAAGGACCCCUCCAGCUGCUUGGCUACUGCUGGCAUCUUCGAGAAGGUCUGUGGUACCAACAACAAGACCUAUUAUUCCUCCUGCACUUUCUUUGCCACUAAGUAUACAUUGGAGGAAACCAAAAAGGCACACAAGCUGCACCUGGACUACAUUGGGCCUUGCAAAUUCAUCCCUGCCUGCCCAGACACAGAGCUAACCAACUUCCCCCUUCACAUGCAGGACUGGCUUAAACAUGUGCUGAUAUUAUAUGAGUGCAAUGAGGACAACAACCUGCUUAAUGAGAAGCAGAAGUUCAAGGUGAUCAAAGAGAAUGAGAAGCAUCUUGGAGGCCCUAUCUUUUAA